AUGUUUAGUUUAGGAUUAGCGGUAAGAAUACGGACACCAUAUAGGAGGGUCCUUUCCACAAUAUUUCGCAAUCCUUUUGCGGGAUAUUUUCCCUCAUUCGGACCACAGUUUCAGCAAUUGCCUGUUAUUCGUCAUUCACUGUCAGCAUUUCCAGCAUUAUCAACGGAUAGACCUUAUAGACCGUACAUGGAGCUUCCUUUUGUCAAAUUUCAUGAGGACAUAGACACAGCUUUUGAUUUUGUCAAAAAAGAUGACCUCGAUCAUGAUAGAACUUUAUAUGCUGAUUCUGUUUUAAGAAAGAGAAGGUUGAAAAUGAAAAAGCAUAAAUUGAGAAAGAGAAGAAGAGCCCAAAGAUCAUUAAAGAAAAGGUUGGGUAAAUUAUGA
Priceomyces carsonii is the source of this 384-nucleotide messenger RNA. Its product is annotated as mitochondrial 37S ribosomal protein mS38. Gene Ontology annotation, cellular component: mitochondrion. The coding region runs from base 1 to 384 and encodes 127 amino acids. The record is from RefSeq and is a predicted model, not a curated record. The transcript has a single exon. NCBI's taxonomy places the organism in Eukaryota, Fungi, Ascomycota, Pichiomycetes, Serinales, Debaryomycetaceae.